Molecule: messenger RNA, 1305 nt
Organism: Vanderwaltozyma polyspora DSM 70294
Lineage: Eukaryota; Fungi; Ascomycota; Saccharomycetes; Saccharomycetales; Saccharomycetaceae
Gene: RAM1
Product: protein farnesyltransferase
Exons: 1
Coding region: 1-1305 (434 amino acids)
Biological process (GO): protein farnesylation
Cellular component (GO): protein farnesyltransferase complex
Molecular function (GO): protein farnesyltransferase activity
Source: RefSeq, a predicted model, not a curated record
AUGGUUGGUGAAAUUAGACGUGCAAAGUUUAUUGGGAAUUUACUGGGUAGACGUCGAGAGAUUGUGGAACAAGUAGUCUCUGAAGAACCAUAUAAAGAAGAUCAGGAAGACGACAACGACAACGACAACGACAACGACAACGACGUAGAAGAAAUUGAAAUAUUGAUGAAAGAACAAGAUACUGAAACUACAGAAGCAAGAGCUCAUGUCAUCAAUGAUUGUGUCUCACUUUUAACAGCUGUUAAUGAAAAGGCAGAGUUGAAAUCAGAUUUCCAUAGACAAUAUUUAGACUAUGCUUUCCAAAUUAAAUUACCACCUCAAAUGACAGCUUUGGAUGCUUCUCAACCGUGGAUUCUUUAUUGGGUGCUUAAUUCUUUGGCUAUGUUGUCUGAAGAUUUGGUCAGUGAUGAAAUGAGAAGACGUAUUGAGGAAAAAGCCUUUGCCAUCUCUCCAGAAGGUGGUCCAUUCGGUGGUGGUAUUGGACAAUUACCACAUCUAGCUGCUACUUAUGCAAGUAUUGAAGCAUUAUCUUCAUGUGCCAAUAGUAAUGGUUCUUGGGAUAAAAUUGAUAAGAAAAGCAUCUACAAUUGGUUACUCUCUGUCAAACAAGAAAAUGGUGGGUUCAAGACCUGUUAUUCAGUUGGUGAAGUAGAUACAAGAGGUGUUUAUUGUGCUCUUAGCGUGGCUUCAAUGUUGAAUAUCCUUACUGAUGAACUAGUUGAAAAUACUUUACAAUAUUUGAUCAACUGUCAAAAUUAUGAAGGUGGGUUUGGCGGUUGUCCAUUUGAAGAUGAAGCUCAUGGUGGGUAUACCUUCUGUGCCGUUGCAAGUUUAGCCAUUAUGGGUGCGUUGGAUAAAAUAAACAUCCCAAAAUUAAUAGAUUGGUGUGCAACUAAACAGUAUAAUGAAGAAAAAGGUUUCUGCGGUAGAAGCAAUAAACUGGUAGAUGGUUGUUACAGUUUUUGGGUCGGUGGUACUGUAGCUAUACUGGAAGCAUAUGGUUACGGUGAAUAUAUUAUGAAUCACAACGAAAUGAGAGAAUACAUUUUACGUUGUUGUCAAGACACCAAGAGACCUGGUUUAAGAGAUAAACCUGGAAAAAAUCCGGAUUUCUAUCAUACAAACUAUGUUUUAGCUGGUCUAUCAGUUGUUGAAUAUACGUUCAAAAUCGAUAAUCCAAAAGAUCCAUUUUCCAUAAGUGCGGAACCAAGAAAAGGUGUCCCAUCUUCCAACAUUACAGCAAUCAAUCCUGUCUACUGUCUACCAAUUGAUUUGGUCAAAAACUUUGCUAAUCAUUUUAAAUAA